CAAAUGUAUGAUUUUAAAAAAUUAAAGUUGCACAAAGUUGCAACGAUGUAACUCACGAGAACGUCUGAAGAACAUUUACGACUUGACGUCGACGUCGUUGUUCUCCUGGCUUGGUGUGCCACACGGUAUUCAAUACGCGAAACGUGCACUCGCGGCUCUCGUGUCGGAAUAAAUCGCGAUAAAUCGCCGGUUCGUGCGCGAACGAGCUGCGGUGGAGCACGUGUCACACUUCUACGGCAAUUUCAGAUCGAUGUCAAAUCGUAUUCGCACGUUCUCGAAUUAUUACCAGUUUAUCACUAUUUCCGUCGUCGUUGUGCUAUGCCGUGACAAUUGUUGCCGAUUGUAACGUUUACCUUCCUGUUGCACGUUAGUCGUACGCCCUGUCUAUCCUCGAGUAGAAUUUCAUCUAAUAUAUUCAAACUUUUCAAUAUCUGUCGAUAUUACUCGUAAGACAUCAGGCGACUCGAGUAUAAUGUCGCCCAUUGUAAAUAAAUAAUUAGGAUGAUCGUUUCAAUGCAUGAUAUCAAAGAAAAUCGCAUUUUUUAUUUCGUCAAAUUACGCCAUGAUCGUUAGAACUGAUAACUUUGAAUUAUCUCUAAAUGAUCAGCAUCAUUGGUAGAACAUUGCUGACAAACUGUGAAAGUGUCGUGAGAAAAUUGUGAACUUCUGGAAUAUAUGAAAAAUUGAAAAUCCCGAACGAAGCAGAAGAUUUCCAAUUGGUGGAACGAUAUGGCGACUGGUCAGGAAGGCAAGGAAUCCCCCAGGGCAGCGCAAAAACUGAAUUUGUCGUCGAGCCCGCAUCGGAGACGACGUUCCGGCGACGAAAACAUCGGUCCUGACGAGUUGCCCAUUUUUCCCAAUGGAUACGCCGCACUCCUUCUCAAAUCACCACCUCCGGCACCACCCGCCCUUCUCAGGAGAAUAGGCGUAAAGGAGCUCACCGGGGUCGGCAAGGUAAAAGUUAUGCUAAGGGUAUCACCCGGAGACGGAGGCAGCUUUUUUAAUGCGGAUAAACGUAAAAAGCAAGUUACCUUGGUGGACCCAGCAUCCGGGCAAUCUUCAUCGGCGGAAGAUCGACGUCCUACUGUGGCGGCGCCGAAGAUGUUUGCGUUCGAUGCCAUUUUUACCGAGGAAGAUUCUCAGACCGAGAUCUGUUCGAGCGCUCUUACGGAUGUAAUUCACGCAGUUAUCAAUGGAACGGAUGGCUGUCUGUUUUGUUUUGGACAUGCUGGUUUGGGUAAGUCUCAUACCAUGCUGGGAACUCCAGAGGCUGGCCAUACACUAGGUGCAAUUCCUUGCGCCAUAGCGUGGCUCUUCCGUGGAAUUUCCGAACAACGACAGAGAACCGGCGCCAGGUUUAGCGUCAGGGUCAGCUGCGUGGAAUUGACCACCGGCCAGCAACAACUGAGGGACCUGCUUGCAGCGCACGCGAACGACUCGGAACAAUCGCCGGCCGUAUACCUCAGAGACGAUCCGUUGUUUGGUACCCUUCAAUUGCAACAACACAGCGAGCUCCGGGCGCCGACGGCGGAACGCGCGGCAUUCUACCUCGACGCGGCAGUCGCCGGUCGUCAACGAGAGGACGGCGACGCACAUAUGCUCUACACGCUGCACGUGUACCAGUACAGCGUUGCCGGCAAGGGUGGAGUUGCCGGUGGUAGAAGCCGGUUGCACUUGAUGGAUCUGGGAAACUCGGAUCGCGGAAAAUCAUCAGGCGGAAUUCCUCUCUCCGGUCUGGGCAACAUUUUGCUCGCAAUCUUCAAUGGUCAGAAGCAUUUACCAUACAAGGAACAUAAGCUGACCCAACUACUGAAGGAAUGUCUCGGCUCUUUGACUUGUCAUGCGGCCAUGAUAGCUCACGUAUCACCCAACGCGCAGCAUUACACCGAGACAUUGACUACCGUUCAACUAGCAUCGAGAAUCCAUCGGAUGCGGCGUCGGAAAAUUAAGUUUGUCGGCAGUAGCACCCAAGGUACUGGAAGUGGCGGCAGUUCCGGCGAAGAGGCGGCUCGGCAGAACAGCGAGUGUGAUCCGAGUUCGAGUGAUCUGUCGGCCGAUACUGUGAUCUACGUUGGACCAAGCGCCGACGAUGCCACUGAUGGCGAGCAUCCGCCCGUCUACAUACCCAGCCUGAACUCGGGUGACAACCGUUGUGCAAUGGGUAGAGUGCUUCGUGGUUCGGCCGCCGAAAGACCGGUCAAGAUUCCGGAAGAACGCAGUCCGGCUCACAAGUCCUCGAAAACGGUGAAGACACUGACGCAAACCGCAUCGAAGCAAACCUCACCGGCACACAGUGCGACGCCGAAGGCGAGUCCAGCUAGGAAGAAUUCUUCAUCAAAGAGCGCCUCGGCUUCCAAGGUCAAUGAUUCACCCAGCAGUAAGAUACCAGUUGCAGCGCCAAGUGGUGGGUCGGACGAACAAUGGAUAGACGGACCAAGGAUCUCGAAGUCAAAGGUCGCAGAGGCGAGACACAUGCUGAAAGAUCCUCAUCAUAAGCGAGAAACAUGGAUCGAUGGACCAAUGCAACUGACCGGUGCACCAGCGCUGCAACUGCACACGCAUCAGCACUCCUCCGGCUAUGGUUUUAUGGAUAGUCACAAGAAGAGCAUGAUUAGGAAGUGGGUGGAGAAUCAGUCAUCGCAAAUACAGCGGGCGAAGCACGCCACACCGCGACUCGAGUCUUCUUCAAAGAUGUCUUCCGGUCAAUCACCUGGUCAGUUCAAAGAGCUGACCCAGUUCAAAACUUGUAGCGGUGCGGACGACGACGAUACGUCAUUGUCCACUGCGGAGAGUGAUAGUUUGAAAGCGAAUGAAAUCGAGGAUAUAACUGAAAAAUUGAGUGCCAAGCUGAAUUUACUUAACGUCAAAUCUAACACAGAUUCAGGAUUGGAUUUGACGGCUAGUCCAGUGAUGGACGAUAGUAUCGAAAAGGGAAAACUUGACUUGCCAGACGACGAAGAUGACGAUGAAGAAAUUGUCGUACCUCCUCCACUGCCACUGAUUGAACCACUUAGUAACGGAGUAAGUCGAGAAGUAUCCAUGGAAAGUCUAAAUCUGUCGCACAAGGACAUUGUUUUACCCUCCAGACAUUCGUUAUCCUCUGAAGACGAAAUUUUGGAGAUUGUUGAGGUAGAAGACUUGGAACCAGUACCUAUGCAAGAUUCGUGUUUACAAGUCACCGAGGAAGACAUUGCGCUGUGCAUGGGUGAGAAUCCGUUGCCCGAAAGCGAUCAAGAAGAACAUCCUCUAAGGAUUCUUAGCCAAGAGAAUCUCACCGUGGUGUCAACUUUCACAGACUCCAUGUCGGUGAUGUCGGACACAGAGAGAUACAGACCGCAUUAUCCACCGCCGGUCGGCGCGGGUGUUCUGCCGAGACCGUACUUCGAUCACGAGGACUUUCUUGAGCAAGAGACCAGACACAAGUUCGAUCAGUUGGCCCGUCUCCACGAGCUGUACCAAAGCAAACUCGCGCUUGCCAAUGUUUCGAACUCUGUAACUUAUCAGAGAGAAAACUCUUCCACUGUCAACGUGCGAGAUGCUCCAUCAGCGACCGUCUUCCGUCCGCCGUCUCGCUGUCAAUCCUUAUCCCUUUCGGAUGUCUUGUUCAACGACAAUGCAAGCAAUCACGGCAGCAUAUACAGCGAACCCGCGUACAUAGCCGGCAAGUCCGAUCAGGAGAAGAUCUGCGAUAAUUGUCGUCAAAGCAUGUCUAGGCCCGCCACGGCUUCUUACUGGUACCCCAGCAGUGUGGCUCAUCUUGCCAGUCCCAGAAGAUACUGCGGCAAGCUGGGCGAUUGCAAUAUCUCUAGUCUCAGGCAUCCGGAUGGCGCUUCAAAUCCUAAUUUAAAGGAAGAGAUUGAAAGGAUACCCGGAAAUGGAGCAUCUGGUUCAGAUCCCGAGGAAGAAUACAUUGAGGCAAAAAAGUUGUUUACGGCUGCCGAGAGAUCCGAGAGAACAGUCACGGGAAAAUCCGAUAUCGAGGAAGAUCUGAAGAUUCAAAGCGGUACGCCCUUACAAUUACCAAUAUCGUCUCCAGCGCCGUCCUCCGGGCGAAUGCAACGCAAGAUUCUUAAUCUCGGUUCCUCGUUUGGUCUAAACAAGGAGGGUUCCGAUUCAGGUGCGGAUACAACACCGCGAGCAGCCAAAUUAUCGCCAGCCACGCUAUCCAGACAUCGUGCCGAGAGCUCUGGUUACGAUAGUGUCGUUAGAGACAGCGAGACUAGCAGCAUUGCCAGUGAUUCGUCCCGACAAACUGGUGCGCUACAGGAACAUCAAGCGGUGGAACAGCGGGCGGCAGGGUGCGGGCCUCGGCGGUUACGGGCCCACUGCCGAGCUCAACCGGGGCCGCCCGCGGCAUCGGUGAUUCUCGCAUAUACAGGCGAGGACGUAGACAUCCUGGACAGGCGCGCACGGGUGCGCUCGAAUCCACGUGGAACCACGUCCAGGAUACACAGCCUGCGCCUGCGCCAGCGCCUUCUUAGACUGGAGCUACGUGAUGCUAAAAGGCGCCUCAUGGUACCCGACACCCGCUGGGAUUACAAUCUGUACGUGGAGGAUAGUAUGGACUGGCGAGAUCCAUCAUUUUUGGAGGCUCUAAUGGCUGAGACAUGCAUUUUGCAAAAGAGAGUGGAGGCCUGUAAGAGCCAUGUUCUUCUGGUCACUUGCUUCGAUUCCUGUCCUCAACAAUCGACAUCGACCGAGAUUAAGAUCACCUAACGUAGACUCAGAUCAGCACGUAUGACCGCGUGUUGAUCACCAAUCCCGCCCACCCACCUACGAAUUUAAUCGUUGAAACGAGACGAGCGAGGUCGCCGAAUAGAAUGGAAUAAGAUUAGAGAAUGACGUCGAUGUCGCUCGACUCCGUCCAAUAAUUGUUAAUGAUAUAUCGUGGUAUCGUCAUCAUCAUUGUACGUUGUCACUAUUGUUAAGUCUAAAAUGAUAACUAGAAGAAUUAAACGAGAAAUAAAGGAAAGCUAAAAUAAAAAAAAAACUGAGAUAUCGCAUACACGUACACGCACACGCAUGUGUCUUAAUUGAAGUUAUAUUAUGAAGUUAUAACGAAAAGUGUAUUCGUGUUAGAGAUUUCGCGGUCGCUUCAGUUUCAACGAUGUUUCUCAGGAUGUAGAACGAAGAUGUUAGAUAAUUUUCGCGGUUGUUACAAUACAGCGAAGUGAGUCUCAGUUUCGAGUGCAAUGUUCGCGCCACGUUUAUAUCGGCAUUAAUGAUUUAAUGUGAGAAGUUGGUGCUUUGUUCUUACGUCUAUUAUUCGUCAGAGUUAGAACACUAAUGCCAUUUUCUAUCUAUAUACCAUUAGUAAAUUAUGAAA
Messenger RNA from Pogonomyrmex barbatus (red harvester ant), 5326 nucleotides. RefSeq lists its product as uncharacterized. The record is from RefSeq and is a predicted model, not a curated record. Gene Ontology annotation, molecular function: ATP binding; microtubule binding; microtubule motor activity. Gene Ontology annotation, biological process: microtubule-based movement. Lineage: Eukaryota; Metazoa; Arthropoda; Insecta; Hymenoptera; Formicidae.